Molecule: messenger RNA, 4492 nt
Organism: Scylla paramamosain (green mud crab)
Lineage: Eukaryota; Metazoa; Arthropoda; Malacostraca; Decapoda; Portunidae
Exons: 1
Coding region: 64-4044 (1326 amino acids)
Biological process (GO): DNA integration
Molecular function (GO): nucleic acid binding
Source: RefSeq, a predicted model, not a curated record
GUGUUACAAACAGCUAAGGUAAAGGUAGUGAACCAUAAGGGGGAUAUUGUUACUGCAAGGCUGAUGUUUGACAAUGGCUGUGAUAGGUCAUAUGUUACCAAUAAGUUUGUAGGAAGAUGUAAACCUGAAUGGGUCACCAAUACAGAAGUCCCUUAUAGUUCCUUUGGUGGCCAUAGCUCAAGCAAGUGUGUACAAAGUAGUCUAUACAAGUUGAAGCUUUUAGAUGAUAAGGGUGAUUUGUUUUCCCUUGUGUUGGCAGGCAUUCCCAUUAUAUGUGAACCGCUAAUUAGGCCAGUAGUACCAGAACACAUUUUAAGUGCCUUUAAUCAUUUAAAGUUUGCAGAUGACUUUGACCAUAGUUCUCCUUUAGACUUAGAUAUCCUUAUUGGUCUGGACUACUACUGGAGCCUAGUAACGCCUAGUGAUGCAGUUCAAGUGGGGUUGACAGUUGCCCUGAAAUCAGUGUUUGGCUGGACCUUGAGUGGAAACACUGGUAAAUUUUCUGACACUACAGGUGUGCCUUUACUGCCAACCUUUAAACCUUCGUCACCUCAACUCUUGUGCAUCUCUAAAGUCACUGAUGCUGAUAUGUCUAACUUUUGGGAUUUGGAGACUAUUGGCAUAAGUAGUAGCAAGGAAAGUAAGGAAGACGUUAGAGAUAAGAUUGUUCAAGAAUAUAGUGAUAAGAUCAAGUUUGUAGAUGGUAGAUAUGAAGUCCACUUGCCGUGGAAGGACAACCCUAAGAAGGAUACUUUGAUGAGUAAUGAAGUUCAAGCUAAGAAGAGAUUAAAUAAGCUUUUGGUGAAGUUGGAUAAGGACGAAGACUUAAAGGCUGAGUACAUGAAGGUAUUUGCCGAGUAUGAGCAUUUAGGAAUCAUUGAAGAGGUGCCGGUAGAGGAAAUUGUACACCCUGGCCCUGUUUACUACAUGCCUCACAGGCCAGUUGUCAGACUCAGCAGCAGCACCACAAAGGUACGACCAGUCUUUGAUGCGUCUGCCAAGGGUCCUAACGGGAUUUCUCUCAAUGACUGUAUGACAACGGGUCCGUCUCUCAACCCAGACCUAGUAGAGAUAUUAAUUAGAUACAGACGCUGGCCCUAUGUAGUUACUGCUGAUAUUGUUAAAGCUUUUUUGCAAAUAAGUGUACAGAGCCAAGAUAGAAAUGUUCAUAGAUUUUUUAUGCCAGCUGAAGGUGGAGUUAGACACAUGAGGUUUACUAGAGUUGUUUUUGGCAAUACAUCAAGUCCUUUCCUUCUUAAUGCUACGAUUAAGACACAUUUGAGUAAGUACUCUGAGUGUGAAGUAAUUCAGGAUCUUCAGAGAGACAUGUAUGUAGACAACUGGUUCAGUGGGGCUGAUAGUGAAGUAGAGGCAGUAAGGAAGUACACCACAGCCUACAACAUUAUGUCUGAAGCCAACAUGUCUCUUGAGAAGCUUGUAUCCAAUAGUUUAGUAAUUGCAUCAAAAUGUAAUGACAAGGUUCACUGUGUACAGGACGAUGAAAUUAACAGUGUACUAGGUUUGAAGUGGUCUAAGGACAGUGAUGUUUUUUCUUAUUGUGGUCUAGACCUGGAUUUCCCUUUGGAAUUAGCAUGUACCAAGAGGACAGUAUUAAGUUUAAUAGCUAAGAUUUUUGAUCCAUGUGGAUUUAUCAGCCCAUUUACCAUGUAUGCUAAGAUACUUUUCCAAGAUAUUUGGAAGUCAGGUGUGUCCUGGGAUGACAAGUUGUCACAAGAUUUAGAAGUAAGAUUUGAAAAAUGGGUAAGGAGUACCAGACAUUUGAGUCCAUUAGUUAUAGGUAGACAUUAUUUUCCCCAUGUACCUUGGAAAAGUAUUGAGUUUAUUGAGAUUCAUGGGUUUGGGGAUGCCUCGGAAAAAGGUUAUGGGGCGUGUGUAUACCUAAGGCUAUGUCUUGACAGUGCAUGUAACACUUCAUUGGUUGUAUCCAAGAGUAGAGUGGCACCAAUCAAGAAAUUAACCCUGCCUAAGCUAGAACUGUUGGGAGCAUUGCUUUGUGCCAGAUUGGUGGUGUUUGUGAAGAAGGCUCUGUAUCUUAAGAUUAAGACCCAAGUGACGUGUUGGACUGAUUCCACUAUUGCAUUGGGAUGGAUAAGGAAUGAUCCAAGUUUAAAGGAUGUAUAUGUCAACAACAGAGUUAGAGAGAUUCAGCACCUGACACCUCCAAGUAACUGGUAUCAUUGCAAGGGGACAGAAAAUCCUGCCGACUUGAUAACCCGAGGGUUACUAGCAGAGAGCCUUCUUGGAAAUGAUCUGUGGUUUAGCGGUCCUAAGUAUUUGUCUGACCCCACAUUUAGAGUCCAGGAAAGAGAUGCUUUAACUGCCAGCAUUAACACUGUGAAUGUUGUACUUGAGAAUAAUUUAGCAUGUUUAGCUGUUCAGACUAGGACACCCAUUUUUGACCUUGAGAGAUAUAAUGAUCUUGCUAAGUCACUAAGAAUUGUUGGGUAUGUUUUGAGAUUCAUAAAUAAUUGUAAAAGUAAAAGGUUGGGAUGUGAGUUGGAAACUUGUAGAUUUACAACUGAAGAACUAGAGUUUGCCGAAUUAAAAUUAAUCUAUGUAGAGCAGAGACAAGCCUUCCCAGAUGAAAUCAAAGCCAUAUCCAGUGAGCGGUCUCUUCCUAAGCAUUCCAAGCUAAGCAAAUUAAACCCAUUUCUUGAUCAAGAGGGUAUUCUAAGAAUCAAGGGUAGAUUACAAUUUUCUAGUCUGGGUUAUAACUCAAAACAUCCCAUCAUUCUUCCUAAGGGUCACUUUUCUAAGUUGUUAGUACAAUUUCAACAUAAGUUCAUGAAGCAUGCAGGUGUAAACAGCAUUGUGUCAUCAUUAAGAACUAGUUUUUGGGUGAUUGGGUUAAGAAGAAUGGCAAAGACGGUGGUUAGAGAGUGUUUGAGUUGUCGGAGGCACGACAGCCGUCCUUGCAGUCAACCUGUUGCCCCUUUACCUGACCUGCGAGUCAACCCUGCACCUCCGUUUGCAGUUACAGGUUUAGAUUUCACUGGCCCUUUAUUUAGUGCUGAUCAUCCAGGGAAAAAAUUGUAUGUGUUACUUUUUACCUGUGCUGUUAUUAGAGCUGUACAUCUAGAACUCACAGAGUCCAUGUCAUUGGUCGAUUGUAUGCGGGCCAUAAGGAGAUUUGUUGCUCGUAGAGGGAUUCCUAAUGUUUUCUAUUCCGACAAUGCAAAAACAUUUGUUGCAGCCUCCACAGAAGUACAGAAGGUGUUUGGUCAUCUAGCCCCAAGGUGGAAGUUUAAUGUACCAAGGUCCCCAUGGUGGGGCGGGUGGUUUGAGAGGCUCAUUGGUUCAGUCAAGCUAGCUUUAAGGAAGUCUUUGGGAGUUAAGUAUGUAAGCCAGUCUGAGUUAGAAACAAUUCUUAUAGAAAUUGAGUCGUGCAUUAACUCUCGACCAUUGACCUUUGUGAGUGAUGACCCAGAUUUUGAUCAUUAUCUAACUCCAUCACACUUUAUUCUUGGUAGGAACAGCACAUGUACACCUUCUGAUGUUGAUGAAUCCCCUAUUAUAAGCCCUGAAGACUUGUACAUUAGAAAGAAUAUAAGAAAUCAGAGGUUGGAACAUUUUUGGAAGGUGUGGAGAGAAGAUUAUAUAGCUAAUUUGCCCCCUGUAGUAAAAGGUUUCAACCAGAAAUGUAAAGUGGAUGUUGGUAGUGUUGUACUCAUUAGAGGAGACAAUGUACCCAGACAACGGUGGCCCAUGGGUGUGAUUGUUAAUGUGUAUCCCGGUAGAGACGGUGUGAUUCGCAGUGUUGAUGUUAAGACAGGAAAAGGCAUUUUCAACCGGACUAUUCAAACCCUGCAUGAUUUAGAGAUAAAUCCUCAUUUAGACACUGAUGUGAUAACUCCUCAACCAGUACUUCAUGAUCAGGCAGUACAAGAUGAUGUAACUUCAAGUGUAGCUAAUGAUGACUCUGUACAAGAUUGUGAUCCUGAGGAGGAGGAGGAGGAGGAGGAGGUAGCUGUUUAUACUUCAAGGGGUUGGCUCGUUAAAAGGCCUCACAGAUUAGAUUUAUAAGUUGUACAUUUAUUAUGUAUGGUGGUAGGUCAUGUGUUGUGUUUGUUUAUGGGAACUAUUGGGUUAUGGUAUGAUAUGGUAUGAUGUUAGAUACUUAUUGUACGAGGUAUUUGUUUGGAUAAGUUGCUUCGCCCCUUAUGGUGGGGAGGAUGUCGAAUAUUAUAUAGUCAUUAGUAUAUUUGGCUUCCGUUUAGCUUAGUUAGGCCUUAGAUAGAAUCAGCUGACGCCGUUUUCCUUUCAGGUUCCAACAUUUCUUCAGCUUUGGUAUUGACAUUUAUUGUACCAUUUAUAAUGUCUUAAGUGAGUAUUUCUAGGGGUAAAAGGACAUUGUUAUAUUUAUUUCUGUAUUUUGGGUAAACACAUGAAGCUGAUGUGAACUGUAGCACAACAUGAUGUUGUGCGGGUUUUGUGAAGUGUUGAGAGAGACAUUAGAAGCGCACUACACAGA